Messenger RNA from Penicillium diatomitis, 963 nucleotides. RefSeq names its product EF-hand domain-containing protein. The coding region runs from base 1 to 963 and encodes 320 amino acids. Gene Ontology annotation, molecular function: calcium ion binding. The record is from RefSeq and is a predicted model, not a curated record. NCBI's taxonomy places the organism in Eukaryota, Fungi, Ascomycota, Eurotiomycetes, Eurotiales, Aspergillaceae. The transcript is spliced from 4 exons.
AUGGCGUACAACAAGAGCUACAACCCCGAUGCGCUACCAGCGCACGCGGAGCCAGAACAGGUCGCGCAGAUGCUUGGGAAUCUGCAAAUGUCCGGAAAUCCAAGCCAUGGUGCGAUGAAUCAAAAACCACUUCCAUCUCGACCACAAGUACAAAAAUCCUCGAGCAGCCCCCCGCCGGCUCGCCCACUUGGCUCAAACCCCCCGCAGCAGCACUCUUACAGCCACCGGCCUUCAGUCGCAGAUGGACAUCCCCCACCUCUAGGGCAAGCUCGGCCUCAUCCAUUGCAUCCCUCACCACCUCCUCCCAACUAUGGCUUCGGGCCGCCUCCAUCUCAGCCUCAGCGCAAUCGACCCCCUCCUGCUUCACGCCCUCCACAGUCGCCGCAUCCCCCUCUCACUGCGCCGAGCGAUGAUCCGCAGCAAUUAUUCCCGCUCUUCCGCGCCGCAAACACCUCGCAUACUGGCUCGCUCACAGAGCAUGAGCUUGGCUCUGCCCUGGUCAACGGAGACUACACUUCCUUCCACCCGCGCACUGUCAAGAUGAUGAUUCGCAUGUUUGAUCGGGACGGCAAUGGCACGAUCAGCUUCGACGAGUUUGUGUCGCUCUGGAAAUAUCUCGCGGCCUGGCGUGAGCUCUUUGAUCGAUUUGACGAAGACCGCAGUGGACGCAUCAGUCUGAAAGAGUUUGAGAAUGCGCUGGUCGCGUUUGGGUACCGUCUGACGACCAAGUUCGUCUCUGUGCUUUUCCGCGCAUUUGAGAGCAAGGCCAAGCAGGUCAAUGGACCUCCUCGGGUUGCUCCUAACCAAGCCCUGAACGGAAUGAGCUUCGAUCUCUUUGUGCAAGCGUGUAUCAGUCUGAAACGGAUGACGGACGUGUUCAAGCGGUAUGACGAGGACCGUGAUGGGUACAUCACCGUGAGCUUUGAGGAAUUUUUGACUGAGAUCAUCCUUCUUCAGGACUGA